CUCAGCCUUUUUAUGUGUCUUGUUUCAGUUUUGGUCUUCAAAACAAAUCAAAAUGGCGUCUCACGUUUUAAGAAUGAAUAUGCAAGCGCAGUUCUUAUUUAAAAAUUAAAUAUAGAAAUAAAUUAUGCAAGAAAUCUCACCUUGUACUCAUCUAACUUGACGAUACAUUCUUCAGAAACUUUUGUUUGGCUGAAAGUAUUUGCAGAAUUUUUAUCAAAAUUUCAGUUAAGUUAUGGCAUCUACUGAUUCUUUGCAGCUGCCCAUUGUUCCAUUAGGCAACAAGCCCAUAACACGACACCAGGGAAUGGUGCGUUCACGUACUAGUCCGAUGGUCUCUCUUUCUCUCAAUUACGACACACUUCAGGAGAUUGUGCAACUUAAACAGAUGAAAGAAUCUGGAGCCGUUUUGCCUGAUUUACUACGAGAGAGGUUUUUCUCUACCUACUCCAAACUAUUCAGAACAGAAGAUGAAGGUCAGAGAAGUGAAGACGUGAACAACAUCAGUUCGACAGAGAGAGGUGUUGUCAGAACCACCAGAUCCGCCGACCCAUUAACUUCAAAGACGAUGAUGCCGCUAGCACAAACAAACAAUCGCCUGGUGCAACUGGCCAAACCGAAGCAGAACCACCAGAAGUCUUUCAGUCCACAGGAGAGGGGGGACUCUAUCGUGCCUCACUUGGGGGAUGUGUCCUACCAUAUGGCUCAGGUGCACGAUGUUCGGACCAGUGCCACUUUCCAGCAGAAGUUCAACAUGGCUCUCAAGGACCUCAGACAACUACUGCAGAUACUGCCGUUUGAGAGGACGACUGAGGAGAACAGUAGGAUAGCGGAGGCUCUGGUGGACAUGAAGAGUGGUGUAUUGAAGGAGAUCCCUCAGAACAGACUGUCCAAGAGACAGCUACUCAGAAGGGUGGCAUGCAUAGCCACUCUGGACACUUACAAGGAAGAGGACAUGACAGUGUUUGGCAACCAGGGUCUGUUCAUGGUGCUGAGGGGGUCUCUCAGUCCCCUGACCCUACCCUCCAUCCGAAGACAGAGGGACAAGGAGGGGGGAGAGGACACUCUCUUCAGACAGCCCACUCCUCUUCUCAAAGACCCACGCGAGUUCACGAUCGGUGUCGGGGAGUGUUUCGGCACGUUGUACAGUUUACCCGACAGAAGCGUGAAUUCAAGGGUGUUGUCAGCCAUGACUUGUCAGCCAGGAGUGGAACUGCUCAAAAUAUCUUCAUCUGCAUUCGAGAACCUCAUCAAGAAGAUGAAUGCAGCCGACCAUAUGGAGAAGUUGUCUCUUCUGCGGAAGUGUGAACAGUACUCCCAGUGGCCUCAGAUGUCCCUGGAGGAAAUAGCACAUGUGUUAGAGUGGGUUACAUUCCCCAAGGACGAAAUGUUGGUAGAAGAGAAUAGAGUGGCCCCCUUUAUAGGCAUCGUGGCCAGUGGGACCUGCAAGGCAUACAGGACCAUAGACACCAUGCACAAACUGAUCACGGGCAAACGGGAGCGCCGUGUGAAGCGAAUGUUGAUUGGUGAGUUGGGGGAGGGCCUGAGCAUGGGGGAGAUCAGCGUGAUCGAGGACAUGAACAGCACCUGUUCCAUACACACGGCCACACCUGUCCUCAUGGCCAUCAUUACUCCACGAAAACUGAGAGACCUCAACCCGGUUACAGUGAGUCUCAUCCAACAAUCUAACAAACCGACAUUCGGCCAUGUGGACUCGGAGUGGCUGAAGGACGAGUACAUUCGGAGUGAAAGUGAAAGGGAGUGGAGACAAUUUAAGAGACAGAUUGUGACGUCAUCCAUCAGGGAGGCCCAGAUACAUCCAGGAACUGGAAAAUGGACCACACCGAAGUCACAAACUGAAGAAGCGAGAAUAAUCGGAAAACAAAGGGAGAACAAUGGAGAUAAUUGAGAACAAUUGUGUGUUUUGUUGCGAGAAAGACCGGCCUAGAAUUAAACGACAACUAAUAUACCAAAACCAGCCAGAGCAACUAACUUAAAAAUUGUUCUCACUUCAUGAAAAAAAUCUUUGAACCAAA
Symsagittifera roscoffensis is the source of this 2033-nucleotide messenger RNA. Its product is annotated as cyclic nucleotide-binding domain-containing protein 1-like. The transcript is spliced from 15 exons. The record is from RefSeq and is a predicted model, not a curated record. Bases 233 to 1906 code for a protein of 557 amino acids. NCBI's taxonomy places the organism in Eukaryota, Metazoa, Xenacoelomorpha, Acoela, Convolutidae.